Molecule: messenger RNA, 4529 nt
Organism: Propithecus coquereli (Coquerel's sifaka)
Lineage: Eukaryota; Metazoa; Chordata; Mammalia; Primates; Indriidae
Gene: WWP2
Product: WW domain containing E3 ubiquitin protein ligase 2
Exons: 24
Coding region: 124-2736 (870 amino acids)
Biological process (GO): protein K63-linked ubiquitination; negative regulation of transcription by RNA polymerase II; ubiquitin-dependent protein catabolic process
Molecular function (GO): ubiquitin protein ligase activity; protein binding
Source: RefSeq, a predicted model, not a curated record
CUCUUCCGGGUCAGGUGACCACGCGCGGUCACGUGACCCGGCCCGAGUGCGGGCGGUGGAAGGCGGAAGUGGGAGAGGAGUUGGGCGCCGCUUCUGUGGCCACGGCAGUUUCAUGGUGAUGACAUGGCAUCUGCCAGCUCCAGCCGGGCAGGAGUGGCCCUGCCUUUCGAGAAGUCUCAGCUUACUUUGAAAGUGGUGUCAGCAAAGCCCAAGGUGCAUAAUCGUCAGCCUCGAAUUAACUCCUACGUGGAGGUGGCGGUGGAUGGGCUCCCCAGUGAGACCAAGAAGACUGGGAAGCGCAUUGGGAGCUCUGAGCUUCUCUGGAAUGAGAUCAUCAUCUUGAAUGUCACGGCCCAGAGUCAUUUAGAUUUGAAGGUCUGGAGCUGCCACACCUUGAGAAAUGAGCUGCUAGGCACCGCCUCUGUCAACCUCUCCAACGUCCUGAAGAACAAUGGGGGCAAAAUGGAGAACACGCAGCUGACCCUGAACCUGCAGACGGAGAACAAAGGCAGUGUUGUCUCGGGCGGAGAGCUGACAAUUUUCCUGGACGGGCCAACUGUUGAUCUGGGAAGUGUGCCUAAUGGCAGUGCUGUGACAGACGGAUCACAGCCGCCUUCGAGGGAGUCCGGUGGGACAGCGGUAGCUCCGGAGAACCGGCACCAGCCCCCUAGCACCAACUGCUUUGGUGGGAGAUCCCGGACGCACAGACAUUCAGGUGGUUCAGCCAGAACAACCACAGCAACUGGUGAGCAAAGCCCCGGCACCAGGAACCGUCACCGCCAGCCCAGCAAGAACUCAAGCCACAGUGGCUUGGCCAAUGGCACAGUGAAUGAUGAACCCACAGCAGCCACCGAUGCUGAAGAAACUUCUGUUGUUGGCGUGACAUCCCCAUCUGCCACAGCCUUGAGUGUGACCCCGAACCCCAACACGACAUCUCUCCCUGCUCCGGCCACACCGGCUGAAGGAGAGGAACCCAGCACUUCGGGCACACAGCAGCUCCCAGCGGCUGCCCAAGCCCCCGACGCUCUGCCUGCUGGAUGGGAACAGCGAGAGCUGCCCAACGGACGUGUGUAUUAUGUUGACCACAAUACCAAGACCACCACCUGGGAGCGACCUCUUCCUCCAGGCUGGGAAAAACGCACAGAUCCCCGAGGCAGGUUUUACUAUGUGGAUCACAACACCCGGACCACCACCUGGCAGCGCCCGACAGCUGAGUACGUGCGCAACUACGAGCAGUGGCAGUCGCAGCGGAAUCAGCUCCAGGGGGCCAUGCAGCACUUCAGCCAAAGAUUCCUCUACCAGUCUUCGAGUGCUUCGACUGACCAUGAUCCCCUGGGACCCCUCCCCCCUGGCUGGGAGAAGAGACAGGACAACGGACGGGUGUAUUACGUGAACCAUAACACUCGCACUACCCAGUGGGAGGACCCUCGGACCCAAGGGAUGAUCCAGGAACCAGCUCUGCCCCCAGGGUGGGAGAUGAAAUACACCAGUGAGGGGGUGCGGUACUUCGUGGACCACAACACCCGCACCACCACCUUUAAGGAUCCUCGCCCAGGGUUUGAGUCGGGGACGAAGCAAGGUUCCCCUGGUGCCUAUGAUCGAAGUUUUCGAUGGAAGUAUCACCAGUUCCGUUUCCUCUGCCAUUCAAAUGCCCUGCCCAGCCACGUGAAGAUCAACGUUUCCAGGCAGACACUUUUUGAGGAUUCUUUCCAACAGAUCAUGAACAUGAAACCCUACGACCUGCGCCGCCGGCUCUACAUCAUCAUGCGUGGCGAGGAGGGCCUGGACUACGGAGGCAUUGCCAGAGAGUGGUUUUUCCUCCUGUCCCACGAGGUGCUCAACCCCAUGUACUGUUUAUUUGAAUACGCCGGCAAGAACAACUACUGCCUGCAGAUCAACCCCGCCUCUUCCAUCAACCCCGACCACCUCACCUACUUCCGCUUCAUCGGCAGAUUCAUCGCCAUGGCUCUGUACCACGGAAAGUUCAUUGACACGGGCUUCACCCUCCCUUUCUACAAGCGGAUGCUCAACAAGAGACCAACCCUGAAGGACCUGGAAUCCAUCGACCCCGAAUUCUACAACUCCAUCGUCUGGAUCAAGGAGAACAACCUAGAGGAAUGUGGCCUGGAGCUGUACUUCAUCCAGGACAUGGAGAUCCUAGGCAAGGUCACAACCCAUGAGCUGAAGGAAGGUGGCGAGAGCAUCCGUGUCACCGAGGAGAACAAGGAAGAGUACAUCAUGCUGCUGACCGACUGGCGUUUCACCCGAGGCGUGGAAGAGCAGACCAAAGCCUUUCUGGAUGGCUUCAACGAGGUGGCCCCGCUAGAGUGGCUGCGCUACUUUGACGAGAAGGAGCUGGAGCUGAUGCUGUGCGGCAUGCAGGAGAUAGACAUGAGCGACUGGCAGAAGAACACCAUCUACCGGCACUACACCAAGAACAGCAAGCAGAUCCAGUGGUUCUGGCAGGUGGUGAAGGAGAUGGACAACGAGAAAAGGAUCCGGCUGCUGCAGUUUGUGACCGGAACCUGCCGCCUGCCCGUCGGGGGCUUUGCCGAACUCAUCGGUAGCAACGGACCACAGAAGUUUUGCAUUGACAAGGUUGGCAAGGAGACCUGGCUGCCCAGAAGCCACACCUGUUUCAACCGUCUGGAUCUCCCGCCCUACAAGAGCUACGAACAGCUGAAAGAGAAGCUGCUGUAUGCCAUUGAGGAGACCGAGGGCUUUGGACAGGAGUAACGAGGCCACCGCCCCAUGCCCCCCAGCGCACAUGUAGUCCCGAGUCCUCCCUGCCUGAGAGGCCAUGGCCGUGCAGCCCUCGGAAGGUCCCCGAGGACAGUGGCCCUGCAUGGGACCACCCUGUCAUCACGCUGGUGGCAGAAGAGCCUGACCCCAGGAGGCCCUGCAGCCCCCCCACCUGCGGGUGGCAGUCUGGAAUAAAGCCCCCAGUCACCUUUGGCCCCACCACCCAUUGUGAAGUCUGGAGGGCUGACCCUUUCUGCAAAACUCUGCCCCCUCCCCGGGCCCAAGCCUGGGUGUGCGUGAGUGUGCCAGGGAAGGUGUUGCCUCCCCAGGGGCUGCGGCCGGAGCCCUGGGCCGGGUGGGCUGGUUAGGCAGGAAGGAGAUCGGCCGCUCGGGGUAGCUGUUCUGGAUUGGGAAAGCCAAGGGUCUCUGCCAGUAAAAGAGGUUCUGUCUCAAAUAGAACUUUCCCGAUGAUCCAUAUAAAACGAAGGUGUGCAGGCAGUCUGUGGAUCAAGGCCGAUUUUACUUCCCUCCCUGGCGGGCUCCAGCCCGGAGGGCAGGGCAGCAGGACUCAGUGGCGGCCAGUUCGUUCUUUCUCAGCAAACAAAGCGUCGUCCGGGCUGCCUGGGUGCCAGUGGGAUGGAAACAGCAAACUCCCUCAGACUUCCUUUGUCUGUUCAUAAACUUGAAGCGUUUGUGUGUAGGGUUGCUUUUAGUUUCCUGGUGUGCUGCUUUCACUUUCUGUCAAGGAGCUGGUGGCCGCAGGUGGACGAACACAGCCCCGUGGGUCUAAGGGUUUCCCAAACAGCCACUCCUCUCAGGAACCCGCUUAGCAGUUCCGUGAGCUCAGGCAGGCCUGACCUGGCAGUUCGUCCUCAUGGUGGCCUAGUUCCUGAGCUCGGCAGAGAGGAAGGGGUUGGUGUCCUGAGCGAUGCUCCCAACCUUGCCGCCUUCAACAGAGAAGCCCCUUUGCUUGAUACAGUCACCCAGGCAGCCCUUGCCGUGGGCGCGUGGGUCUGUGUCCCCCCGCCAGCCCCUGGAGCUCCCAGUGGGCCCGUGGGCCCCGGUUCAGGAUGUGGCGCGGCCUGGCCGGCUGGACGUGCUCAUCCUGCAUAGAUACCAGGCUUUAUCUGCGCACAGGGAAGGAAAACCAGCAGAAGGGCCCUGGGCUGCUGCAGAGCCUGACUUGAUUUUGGGAGUUCCCAGCAGCCUCCGCUGUGGGAAUUCGGCGAUUCCUGGAAAUCUCCAAGGUGAACGUGCUCCCGUGGGGUGCUGGAGCAUUGGUCGUUGCAGGCUCCCCAGUCCAGGCGCCCGGGGUUCUAGUGCCGAGCACCAGCCGCAGACCAGCUUCCUAGAACCCCAGACAGGCCCUCAGGCUGGUCGUGGGAGCCCUCCGAGGGUAGCCUCACGUCCCCAGACUUGUCCUUCUGAGGCCCGUGGAGGCAUAGCCCGUGUCCGCCUGUUGCGUGUGCUGGUCCGAGUGGCCCAGCUUGCUGCAGCUCAGCCUGUUCUGUCCCUCUCAGUCAUUUGCUGCUCCCCCUGCGGCACGUCCCCACACAGGCCGCUCUGUCGGGUGGGCUGGGGCGUAAGCUGUGCUGCGAGGUUUGGAAGUGUCAGACUUGCGGGUGUUCAUGUGUGUUCAUGUGUGUGCGUACAUACGUGUAAAUAACUGAAAUGUCUAUACGGAAUGCCCUUCGGUAGCACUGGGUUGGUCAGCAGAUUGUUUUGUGACGCCCGCCCCCUGCCUCGAUAUUGCCAGUUUCUUGUGCAAUAAACAAUCAGCAGCUAUG